UAUUGGCGGUGCAAUUCGUAACAUGAGUACGAAGGCUGCAUGAAAACAUUGAAUUGCUUUUGCGGUCUCCUGUUGAGACUGAAGAGAAACAGCACCACAGUUAAGCAGGUUCCCUCCGAACGGGAGGGGAUGUCACUGAGCACAUCGCUCCGGGCCAGAGGCUUGCAGCCGGGGCUGCUGUGCUUAGCCACCGCCCUCGCUGCGCUCCUCGCCGUCAGCAUGUGUGCAGAGGAGAGCAUGGAUGAGGAGCUGGCAAGCGCUGCUCUUGAAGAGGCGGGAGGAAUAAAUGGGUUGUGCUAGAGCGAAAUAACAAAAGUGGAGUCCAGAUGGCAUCAUCAGAGACUAAAACCCCCAGGUUUUACAGCCUGGCACUUACAGGCUCAUUUCUGCUGACGGUACUGUGUCUCUAGGUGUUCUCGUAGUGUUUCUGGUUCCUUUGUUUAUUCCCUCCUAUGUUAUGUUGCUUGCAGGAGUUUGAACUUCAGAAACACUCGCUUUGAAAAGUUGUUAGGAAGAUCCCGAUGGCAAAUCGAACCCAGGCUCAUUUAUCUCUCCUGCUGCUCCUAGGGCAGCUACAACAGGUCUCCCCAGACUUGAACUGGGCUGGGGCAGAGCAGCCACCCCUUGCUGUCAAUGACGUUCCGUGAAGACAUUUUGAGCCUCUGCACUUCCUGACACGGGCUUAUUUUAUCAUAUGUGUUCCGUUGCUUUCUUAGCUGCUCGCAGGUUUCGCUGGAAACACCAGCCUCAGUGGUGACAAUCUGAUGUGGUAGAGAAGAGCAAGAGGAGGAGGAACACAAGGAUGAGGCUGGAGCGGGCCCUGCCUCUCCUGGGGCUCCUGCUAUGUGGGGUUGGCACCGCAGCUCAGGAGGGUGAUACCGAAGCAGAGGAGGAAUUCCUGGUGGAGAUUUCUGGAACCACGGUGACAAUCACCUGUCCCUUGACUGAAGGCAGCAUAGACUGGGAGUUAGCUGGAACAAAACAAACCUUCAAAGAGAGGAAGUACGUUAUAGAGAAUCACGACAGCUCUCCUGCCAGCGUGAGUUGUUCGUCCAGUGUCAAGAAGCAUGAAAUGUACCUGAAUGCCAGAGUGUGCGCAAACUGUGAGGAGCUGGACGCCUUGGCAGUGACAGGGAUCAUCGCUGCAGAUCUUCUCAUCACCUUCGGGGUGCUGAUUCUGGUCUAUUACUUCAGCAAAGACAGGAAGGGGAGAGCGAGCGCUGGUGCUGGCAGUCGGCCACGAGGCCAGAAGAUGCAGCGUCCUCCCCCUGUUCCAAACCCAGACUAUGAGCCCAUCCGGAAAGGCCAGCGGGAAGUGUAUGCAGGCCUGGAAUCCAGGGGCUUCUGAAAUUCCCACAAAUGGCGGGCUGGAAAACAGCAGCAGAGGGGCUAAGUGCUUCUGCCCAGCUUGGCACCCGUUCUCUGCAGGCCUGCUGAGGCCCAGGCGUUUUGGGGUAAGCCAGGCAGCUACACAGGACAGACACCCUGCUGCUGUCCUCUGUCCCAGCCUGAUGUGCUCCUUCAGCCUUCAGUUUGACAUUAGGAAAAAGAAGCAAAUGAGCACAUUGGCAAGAGCAGAUUUCCUUCUCAUUAAAGCACUGCAGCCUCACUUGUGGUUCCCGGCCUCCUUUUCCCUCACACUUGUCUCUCUGUUCCAGUUGCGUGCUCUGGUUUUUCCUCCCAUUUAAUCUUCACCCUGAGUGCCUCUGCUCACUCCCUGUGCCUCCCUGGGUGGCUAGUGGGCAAAGAGUGGGUCCUUUUCAGAGUGACUGGCCUCUGACCUUGCCCUGCUCUCAUGUUCACAGCCUAUCUUGAUUUUGCUGCCCAGGAUUGGAACAAAAGGAACAGAGGCAGUCAGCAUAUUAAAAACAAAAUAGUACAUUUUCAUAGAAAAGCCAUUGCUUUGAAUGUAAAUAUUCCAGUCAAAAAGAACAGUUUUCCCUUAAAAAAAAAAAAAAAAAAGAGAAGCACUUC
Tyto alba (common barn owl) is the source of this 1974-nucleotide messenger RNA. It is a transcript of the gene CD3E, whose product is annotated as CD3e molecule. The record is from RefSeq and is a predicted model, not a curated record. Gene Ontology annotation, biological process: cell surface receptor signaling pathway; positive thymic T cell selection. NCBI's taxonomy places the organism in Eukaryota, Metazoa, Chordata, Aves, Strigiformes, Tytonidae. The transcript has 8 exons. Gene Ontology annotation, cellular component: alpha-beta T cell receptor complex; external side of plasma membrane; membrane. Bases 803 to 1348 code for a protein of 181 amino acids. Gene Ontology annotation, molecular function: transmembrane signaling receptor activity.